Messenger RNA from Gongylonema pulchrum, 309 nucleotides. Lineage: Eukaryota; Metazoa; Nematoda; Chromadorea; Rhabditida; Gongylonematidae. The record is from the annotation of a GenBank genome assembly.
AUGUGCUUGGCUGCAAAACGACAUUCAGUGCCGGUGUGUGUUUGCGCUGCUUUUUACAAAUAUAUGCCAUUGUUUCUGUCGGAUGUGGAUCGAGUGCUGGCUUCCGGAUCCGUGACAAAUGUUAGCCCGUUUUCGGAAGCGACUGAUUUGGAGGAUGUUGCGCAACUGGUCAAUCCGGUGUUUGAUUUAAUCCCAGCUGAGCUCAUCUAUCUCUACAUAUCACAUACAUCCUCAUUUACGCCCUCGCACGUCUAUCGCUUCAUUGGGGACUAUUAUUGUCCGGAUCUGAUCGGUCGUAUUUCAUUGUAA